GUCAUGUUACUUGAGAUUUGGGAUUGCCCAGAAGAACUUCAAGAAGAAGAAGAAGAAGACGAGGAGAAAGAAGAAGAUAAGCAAACAGAUCAAAAGAAAAAUGAAGAGUUAUGUUUGUUGCAAAAUGAGAUGCAUCAAAUGAAGGAAGAGAACAAGUUGUUGAGGAAGGCUAUAGACAAGACUAUGAAAGAUCACUACAAUCUGCAAGUCAAGCUUGCUAACUUCUGUCAUCCUGACCAUCCCAAAGAUGAAAAGAUUUCUCUUUCACUUGGUUUGAGUCAUGAAUUACAAGAUCCAAAGACUAAUUACAGGACAACCAAGAGAGGUACGGAGGAUUUGGAAUUGUCUUUGCAGCUGCAAUCUCAUGCAAGUUUGUUGGAUGGAGAUGACCUCGGUGAUCAGAAAGGUAAAAAAUUGAAGAACUGUAUUCAACUAGAUAGCAAACAACAAAGAAUCGAUCCCACAAACAGGAAAGCUAGAGUUUCGGUGAGAGUUAGAUGCCAAGGUCCUACUAUAAAUGAUGGAUGCCAAUGGAGGAAAUAUGGCCAAAAGGUUGCCAAAGGUAAUCCAUGUCCAAGAGCAUAUUAUAGAUGCACAGUAGCACAAGGAUGCCCUGUAAGAAAGCAGGUUCAAAGAUGCCUGGAGGACAUGUCAAUACUAAUAACUACAUAUGAAGGAACCCACAACCAUCCUCUUCCAGUAGGUGCAACUGCAAUGGCUUCCACUGCAACUGAUGUCACAAAUUGCAUGAUGUUAUGCAAUAAUCCACAUUUAUCCACUUUAUACUCACCACAGCAGCAUUUAAUUUAUCAUCCGUGGACUUCUGCGAUGCAUCAAAAUUAUGAUGGAGAUGAUGAUGGUUCCGUUGCAUCAAACAAAGCUGUUUGGAAUUUUAGUGAUUGUUAGCUUGAAGAUAUUCCUUGCAGUCUGAGAAUUCAACCUCGUAUAUAUAAGCUCUAAGCUCCAGCGGAAUGGCUUUCCUCAGAAAACACGAGAUAACAAUCAAGAUCUAUUUACUUUUUCAGAGAAGUCCAAGGAAGGUAGGUUUGUGUCUUAUGUCAAUGUUAAGAUCACCGAUAUUUCAUUUACUUUGCCAUGACGCUUGAUAUGUGUUUUGAAGUUUCUACUAUGGCACUUGUGGGUGGGAACAGCUUUCUUAAAUAAUAAUCUAUUAU
Molecule: messenger RNA, 1175 nt
Organism: Dioscorea cayenensis subsp. rotundata (Guinea yam)
Lineage: Eukaryota; Viridiplantae; Streptophyta; Magnoliopsida; Dioscoreales; Dioscoreaceae
Product: probable WRKY transcription factor 9
Exons: 5
Coding region: 4-906 (300 amino acids)
Biological process (GO): regulation of DNA-templated transcription
Molecular function (GO): sequence-specific DNA binding; DNA-binding transcription factor activity
Source: RefSeq, a predicted model, not a curated record